Messenger RNA from Pyricularia oryzae 70-15, 2395 nucleotides. RefSeq lists its product as uncharacterized. The transcript is spliced from 2 exons. The coding region runs from base 313 to 2220 and encodes 635 amino acids. Gene Ontology annotation, molecular function: phosphatidylinositol binding. Lineage: Eukaryota; Fungi; Ascomycota; Sordariomycetes; Magnaporthales; Pyriculariaceae. The record is from RefSeq and is a predicted model, not a curated record.
GGACUGGGAGGCCGCUCCUUGAUUCAUUCAGUCUGUCAACGCAGAGCACACCUAUACAGUGACACAAGCAAAGUGCCCAUGAUAUAAUAAUCGCACGAGGAUUGCUACUGUUGUAUCUGGUUUGACACCAUAAAAAAUAUCAGCCGAACUCUUUUCACGACCCAUCAACAUCUACUGCCCCUCAGUAAACACAAGGUGUUUCAUACGCCUGCAAUCUAGCUGCUGCUCAUCUCAGCCCCUCAACCUACAGCCUACCUACCCGACAAAACGACCGAACUAUUUCUUACAGACGAAACAACAAAAAGCCCAACCAUGUCCGCUCCUCCGCCCAUGAGCGGUGCCAACUCCGAGAAGCCGCCCGUCGGCCAGCCGGCGGCAUCCCAGCAGACCCCCAGCUACAACCCUGCGAACCUCGCUUUCGCCGGACCCCAAAGGGUCGAGUCCGACAUCUACAACGUCGAAGACAACAAGACGUCCUCCGCGACGCACCCCGGCUAUGCUGCAGGACAGACACCGGCCGCGGGCUCGGCCGCCGCACCGGCCGCCCCUGCUGCGGAAGCAAAGCCGGCAAAGAUGGGUUGGGCAGACAAGCUGUCGGCCUUUGGCAAGAAGCACACCACCCCGGCCCCGGCUGCCGGCGCUGUGGAUGCCUCUGGCCAGCAGAAGCCGGCAAAGAUGGGCUGGGCCGAUCAGCUCACGUCGUUUGGUAUGAAGGCUGCCGGCCCCAUCAAUGCGUUUGCCAACAAGAUGGGCGCCGAGGCCUUUUUGCCAGACACCAUGGAUAAGGAGUGCGAGAAGGCGGCGAGGAUCCUCCGCGCUUUCUGCAAAGAGGGUGUCUACACCGAUACUGCCACACUACCGGCCCCCGCCACUCAGCCGAAGCCCGAAGCCGGCACGACGGCAGCCCCAGGCAAGGACGCAGCUUCCAAGAUCAAAAAGGACCGCACGCUCCUCCACAUCCCGUCCAAGGUCAUCUCGCGGGCGGUGGGACUGGCCAUUUUUACCACGGCCCGUAUGGGUUACAUGGCCACGGGAGCAACGGGCUCUGGUGUGCUCAUCGCCCGCCUCCCCGACGGCCGGUGGUCGCCUCCCAGCGGCAUCCAGGUGCACACCCUCGGAGCAGGAUUCGUGAUUGGAGUAGACAUCUACGACUGCGUGGUGGUCAUCAACACAAAAGAGGCGCUCGAGGCCUUUACCCGCACGCGCAUGUCGCUCGGCACAGACCUGGCAGUCGUCGCAGGACCCUGGGGCGCCGGUGGCUCCGUCGACGUCGCGGCGCCCGAGGGUGACUUUCUCAAGAAGAAGGACAAGGGCAAGGAGGCCGCCGCUGCCCAGUCCGGUCAGCCCGGCCAGCCCGGUGCGGCACCCGACAACCUCGCGCCCGGAGCAGCCGGUCAACCGCCUGUCGUCCUCGACAACCCUUCAGGGGGAAAGAGCGGCAGCAAUUCCCGCCAGCCGUCGCCGUUCCGCCAAAACAUGAAGCCGGUGUACAGCUACGUCAAAUCACGUGGUUUCUACGCCGGCGUGCAGGUCGACGGCACGGUCGUGACGGAGCGCAAGGACGCCAACGCGGCCUUUUACGGCGUGCAGGGCGUCACGGUCGCGCAGAUCCUGAAGGGCGAGGUUCCGCCCGCGGCUGGCACCGCCUGGGACAGGCACGCCAAGGCGCUGCACGACAUUGUGCGUGGCGCCGAGGGCUUUAGCGCAGGCGACCAGAUGGACCCCCCCUCGACGCUCAUGAGCCAGAUGAACGUCGGUGGCGGCGCCGCAGCAGCAGCAGCAGCAGCAGCGCCUGUUGCUUCGCACGCCGUGCCUGGCGCUCCCCCUACCAAGGCGCAGGAGGCGGGCUACCAGGUUCCUCCGCCGCCGGCAUCGACCAUGGACCCUCCCGGCAGCUCGGCGGCACCAGUGGCCCCGGCUGCUCCGCCGUCCAUGACGACCUUUCCACCUCCGCCUCCGGGACCCCCUCCAGCAAACAGCGGGGCGCCGGCUGCUCCUCCGGCCGAGAUGAACUGGAAGGAGCGCGAAGCAGCUGCCGAGAGGGCAGCGGCCCAGGCGGGCGCCUCACAGUCGGGGGCACCUCCAGGAUACUCGGAGUUUGCCGCCCCUCCGCCUGGCGGCAACGCGGGGUCAGGGUCGGGAUCGACGGAGCUGCCGCCUGCGUAUGUGGAUGACGGACAGCCAAAGCCCGGUGUGGGGGACAGCAAAACGGGACACUGAUUUGUUAGCUGCUGGAUGGUUUGCUUUUGGUCUUGUGCUUGUGUAGCCGCAUGUUUGAUCGGUAUUCAUUGUUGUUAAUUCUACGUAGCAUUGAGCAAUUGCAGUUUUUGCUUUUAGGCGCCGAUAGACGUGUCAUUUUGCCGUUGGAAUGAUAGAUGUGUGGCCUAAUGUGAGU